UCUCUCCUUCUCUGGAGACAGGAGUGUGUAAAGCUUAUUCAUUGGUUGAGUGGCAAUGGAUUUGAUCGACAAGGCGAAGAACUUUGUGACGGAGAAGGUGGCGAACAUAAAGAAGCCGGAGGCGAGCAUCACCGAUGUGGAUCUGAAACACGUAGGCCGUGACGGUAUAACAUACCAGGCCAAGGUGUCUGUUAACAAUCCCUACGGUGCACCCAUUCCCAUCUGCCAGAUCUCUUACACCCUCAAAAGCGCCGGCAGGGUGAUUGCUUCGGGUACCGUUCCGGACCCAGGGUCGCUGAAGGGAAAUGAUAUUACGCUACUGGAAGUGCCAUUGAAGGUGCCACACAGUGUAUUGGUGAGCUUGGGGAAAGACGUAGGUGCAGAUUGGGAUAUAGACUAUGAAUUGGAAUUGGGUCUCACCGUUGAUCUUCCAGUCGUUGGAAACCUAACCAUUCCGCUCUCCAGUAAGGGAGAGAUCAAGCUGCCUACUCUCACUGACUUGUUUAAUUGAAAACUAUGUAUAUGUACUUUUUUUCCAAGUUGGUUAUGAUGUAAUCUUCUUUAAUCACACAUUUUCUGGUACUUUUAUCUGAAAAUUAUAUAUGGGGUGUCCUUUUUAAUAACUUGUAUAUUUGAUCAAAAAUAAAUAAAUAAAUAACUUGUAUAU
Ilex paraguariensis (yerba mate) is the source of this 667-nucleotide messenger RNA. NCBI's taxonomy places the organism in Eukaryota, Viridiplantae, Streptophyta, Magnoliopsida, Aquifoliales, Aquifoliaceae. The record is from the annotation of a GenBank genome assembly.